Molecule: messenger RNA, 3413 nt
Organism: Monomorium pharaonis (pharaoh ant)
Lineage: Eukaryota; Metazoa; Arthropoda; Insecta; Hymenoptera; Formicidae
Product: nuclear pore complex protein Nup93
Exons: 7
Coding region: 526-3009 (827 amino acids)
Biological process (GO): poly(A)+ mRNA export from nucleus; protein import into nucleus
Cellular component (GO): nuclear pore
Molecular function (GO): structural constituent of nuclear pore
Source: RefSeq, a predicted model, not a curated record
GAACGUUCCGUUGACUCCGUGCGUGUUUCGCGUGUCUCGCGUAUUUAGAAUUCGAAUUGUGCCCAACUACGAUGUUGAGACUGUCGUGAGUCCGUGUUCGAGCAAAGUGUUUCUCGAAGGGGAUACGUUCGGUAGUAUAUCGCGAGUGCUAAUUGAAGUGCUACUAGUCGUCGUGCGAGCAUACGAAAUUCUCGAAACAAAUUUGUCUCCGUUCGUCGUAUCUCGGCGUGUGAUUUUUAUUCAAACGUUUUCCUCGGCCUGCGUUUCCAUGAAGUUACGUGACGUCCGCCACUCUCGUGUCAUGUUGAUUUUCGUUUGUGGCAAAGUUUUCGUGUGCGCGUAUUCGCUCGAGGAGAAUGGUACGCAGCCAAUGAGAAUUAUAGCUACUGACGCCAUCUACCAAUGCAUGAAGUAUUAAAAAUAAGAGCAACUCUCUCCAUUUGAGUGUGUAUCCCUGGUGAUCUUUGCCGCGUGAUUUUUACUUUUGGCGUCUUGGCAUCGCGCGCAAGUGAUUAGGUUAGGAACAUGGGCGAUACCGGUCACGCCGAUAUGCUGCCCGCCGACACGUUACGAUUAACCACGGACUCCGGCUUCAGUGAAUUGCUGAGGUCGGCGGAACAGCUGUCCGCGACUGUCGAGGGAAACGAAGAUCUGCCGCAGGUUGAGAGAAAUCUGCGACAAAUAUUGGAGGCGUCCAACGAGCUGUGGUCUCGUGUUACGCAGACGAGCACGCAGGACAACGAAGCGCAAGCUCACGUCUUGCUAGGCUCUCGAGGGGUAGAUUUAUCUCAAAUCUCUCAGAAACUUAAUUCACUCAGUGCGAGACGUACAUUUGAACCUCUAGAUCCUAUCGCGGAUACCGACAUUGUAAGCUAUCUCAGGAAUGAAAAGGAAAACGCGAUUCUUUCUAUUAUUGAACAAGUUCACAAAGAUACGUUUGAGCUUACUAGAGCACAACAAAUGGAACACAUGUUGGGAGAAUGGAAGCAAAUGCGGUUUGAGAUAAUAAAUGCCAUGACUGCGCCGUCCGGCGAGCUGGUAGAUUUACGUGGUGCUCCACAGCGUACGAAACUAGCUGGUUCAAUGGUCAGCGGGCUCUCCAGCGUAGAAGUCGCCUACGUGAAGGAAUUGCAGACUUACAAUGAUCAUGUGCUCAGAGGUGUAACGCGGCCCAGUUUGUUUAACGCAUUCUACAGAGCUUCUGAGUCCUUUAAUGACAAGAAGAUCGUGGAUCUGUGGCAAAUGGUAAAAUGUAUGGUCGAUAUUCCGCCGACUCCUCGAGGAGAUCAAAUUAAAUCGAGAAGCAGCCCCGCAAUCGAACAGCGAAUCGUCUUGCAAGCCAAAAAGUAUCUGGAAAAUCGAUACAGAGACUUUAUGAACUCCAUAAUCAACGAUAAUCUUGUUCAGGCGAAGCGAGGCGGCAUUCCGGGCACCAUACCUCUGGUCAAGAGCUUUGUGGGCGUCAAAGUACAAAACCUGAGGGAUUUGGAGGACACCAUGGUGGAGGAUAAGCCGUUGUGGCCGCUAGUGUACUACUGCAUGCGAGCCGGGGACUACAAGGCUGGAUUGCAGUGCUUGAAUCAGUGCAGUAUAGAAUUCCCAGAAUUCAAAACGGCUCUCGAGGAGGCUUGCGACGAUCAGCACCAUCGUCCGAGCAGUCGUGCCGAAUCUAUUCUGAAGUUACACUAUAGGAAGCAAGUGCGAUCUGUCUCUGAUUCGUACAAGAGAGCGGCAUAUUGCGCGUUGGUUCCCUGCGAGCCGGACGAUUUGCACUCGGAGGUGAUAGCCACGGCCGACGAUUACUUGUGGCUGAAGUUGUGUCAAGUGAGAGAUCAAGCGGAUAUUGAGAACAAACUUACGUUGGACUAUCUGCAGAGUACAAUUUCAGAAAUAUAUGGAGAAACUUAUUAUCACGCGCAUGAGCAGCCAUUUUUAUACUUUUCGAUGCUGUUUUUGACUGGACAGUUUGAAGCAGCGAUAGAAUUCUUAGCUACGGGCGCUGGAGCGAGGCACUUAGCGCAUGCUGUCCAUCUGGCAGCAGCCAUGAAUGAACACAAUUUAUUGGCUGUCAGUCAAAGUGUUUUAGCGCCUCUUAUAAGCGUAGACCCUGCUGAUAAGCCGCCAGCGAAGAGAUUGAAUUUCGCUAGGUUGAUAUUAUUAUAUGUUAAAAGAUUCGAAUCAUCAGAUCCAAAAGAGAGCCUUCAUUAUUUAUUUUUAUUAAGAUGUAUGAAGGAUCCGUACGAUCGUAAUAUGUUUGCCGCAUCUGCCGCAGAAAUGGUGGUAGACGCCUCUCCUGCAAACCGCAUUUUACUGGUCGGAAAACUUGACAAGGAUCGCAGACUUCCAGGGAUCUUGGAUCAAUUUCAGAUCAAUACCGACGACGUAAUAAAUAUAUGUGCCGAAACGUUGUAUAGAAAAGGUCUGCUAGAAGAUGCAGUUAUGAUGUACGAUCUGGCUAGAAAUCAUGAGAAGGUUCUCAGUUUAAUGUGCACUCUUUUGACGCAAGUUGUUAGUCAGAAAGGACCACCCGGUUCUCUCAGGGCACGACUACAAGUCACGGCAAUGGAUAUUAGUACAAGAUACAAGGAUAUUGCGAUCCAAGCGCCUUCAGAAGUAGUAUCUUCAUUCUAUACCUUGAGAGAUCUUAUGGUUUUCUUUGAUCAAUUCCACAAUGAGCAAUAUCAGAGUGCGCUCAGGACAAUUGCGGAUUCAAAGAUGUUACCUCUUCAAGUGAAGGAAGUCGACGAAAGAGUGAACGCUUUACGUCGGGUGUCGCCCGAAGUGGCUGGCACUCUAGCCGAUGUUCUUCUAGCCACUAUGACGAUACUGUAUCGUCAAUAUCAGAAAUUGCGAUCGGUGGAGCCGGGCGAUAAAAUUGCGAGAGAGCAGCAGUUACAUGAUCUCCGAGAGCAAGCCCGAGCAUUAACGAGUUUCGCGGGCACGUUGCCAUAUCGUAUGCCGAACGAAACAAAUAGCAAACUUGUACAAAUGGAGAUUCUUAUGCAUUAGAAUCGAAUGUGAAAUUUAUAUUUUAGCUUAAAUAUUUAAGUGCAGUUUAUACAUUUGUUAAUUAUAUUUAAAAGGUUUUUUAAAUUCUACAUAAUAAAUAUUCCAAUAAAAAUUUCAUUUUUAAUUUAAAAUGUAAUAGGAUUGCACAUAUUCUAUCAAGAACAAUUACAGUAACUGAUAACACCAAGUUUUCAAAGAUUCACUUCAGCUCAGAUUCAAGUACUUUUCAUGUACUAUAUAGUAGGUUGUACGAAACUUUGUAAAAUGUAAGAGAGAGACGCAGUACGAUAAAUUAUUCGAAUUAUUUUUGUACUGCUAUUUGUAAAUGUACUGACAAUAGAGUUUUGCAAAAUACAAAUAAGUAUAUAAUCUGUUGAUUUAAUAAAUAUUGAACAUAAUCAAUA